CAGAUUCUUUUUUCUGAUUGGACAGUGGCGCUGCGUCAUAUGCGGUAGUAAUUUUAUGCAGUAAUGGCAGUAAUGGAGAAUGAAAAGCUGCGGGGGAGGAACGCUGCUCUGUCCAUAGCCGCUGUGGUCAUCAUUCUUGGCCUGCCGUUAUGGUGGAAAACAACAGAAACAUACCGCGCCUGGCUUCCCUACUCUCAAAUCUCCGAGCUCGACUCCUUACAGCUCCAGCUAAGCGUUGAGGUCGAGGUGGUGUUUUCCAGAGGAACCCUGAGUCCAGAGCAACAGAAGAAGGUUCCGCUCAGUCAGACUAGAGAGCAGGAGCACCAAAUAGACGCUAAAAAUGGGCUGCUAUACAAAUACGAAACCAAAUAUCGCACGGCUACGAUCAUGGAGGAAGACGCCUUAAAUCAGCCCACAGCUCGAGCGGCAGAUCAUUCUCUGCACAUGCUCAGUGAGAGCCCGUGUGGCUCUGUUGUUGUGUACAUCAUCCCCGAGUCCUCCACGUUGCUACCAGCUGAUGUAAAGGUAUACGUGGGGCAGUGGCGCACUGCCGUGCUGCGUGCUGCACCGCUUCCACCAGCUGGGAGUCUCAAAGAUGUGCUGUCCGCUCUGGAGCCUCAAGUCAGGCAGGUGAUUGACACGAUGUCCUUCAGUCACCAGGAGAUCAUGGGCACUCUGAGCGACCGCAUCCGCAUCAGCCAGGUCAGCAAGGAGAGCCUGGUCGAGAGCAUGAGGGCCAUCAAGUCCAGUCCAGGCUAUGAAAUCACGUUCAGCCUCUUAAACCCUGACCCCAAAUCCCACAGUCUGCACUGGAACAUCGAGGGAGCGGUUCAUAACUACAUUCAGCCACUUCUAAACAAACUCGCCCCCAUAGCCAACUUCUCUGUCGACUCGCAGAUCCUGUACUAUGCGAUGCUGGGGGUCAACCCUCGUUUUGACAGCGCCGCAUCAGCGUACACUCUCAACGCAGCCAGCCUGGCCCAUGUCAUCAACCCUGUAGAGGCCAGACUAGGCUCCAACGCUGCAUCUUCGUACCCGGUGCUGAACUUCCUGCUGUAUGUUCCUGAAGCUCAUCACUCUCCACUUUUUAUCAGGGACCACAGGAAGAAGGAUGUGCCUUCAAAUGCUUUUCACAGCCCCCGCUGGGGUGGGAUAAUGGUGUACAAUGUAAAUGACAUGUACGGACCCGAGGCGGAGUUUCCUGUCGAUAUUGACAUCAACAUGACCAAAGUUAUGAGCGUCUUCUUGGCACAGUUGAGGCAAUUAUUAGGAGUCCAGAAGACGCAAGCUCCUCCAGGUUUCAUUCUGCAGAGCCCAGGCAGUGCAGGAUUGGCCGACUGGGAGCUGGACCAGCUGAUGUGGAGUCGCAGUGUAGAGAACGUUGCUACAGCGACGACCACCAUCACCUCACUCGCUCAGCUCCUUGACCAGAUCAGCAACAUCGUCAUUAACGACAACAUCGCCCAGCAGGUGUCCAGCGCGGUGUCGUCACUGCAGGCUGCCACGGCUGAGCUGGAAGCCGGGAACCUGGCCUUCGCCCUGCAGUACAGCCGGGAGGCCAUACUGGCUUCGGAGAAAGCGUUUUUCGACCCCUCUCUUUUGCAUCUCUUGUAUUUUCCAGACGACCAAAAGUUCGCCAUUUACAUCCCUCUCUUCUUGCCUAUGUGUGUGCCCAUCGUGCUCUCGCUGCUCAAGAUCAUCAACGAGUUUAGACAGAAACGUGCCGAAAAACUCGCCAAAAAGGACUGAGAGAACACGACUGCACGCGCAGAACGCGUCGGUGCCUGUUGGUGAAAUGUCGGUUUCUAUGCACUGGUUUUUGCAUCAUACUGUAACUAAAGACAGUCUGUUGUGGAGAUUUAUACAGUCCUAUAUGAGGACUAUGUUUGUUUAAAGCGUGAAAGGUAUAACUGCUUUCGAAAUUACUUUUGUGUCUCCUUCUAAACUAAAGCAUUAAUAUGUUUUCAGGGUUUUUUUUUCUCCAUCCACUGAGAAGCGAUUUCACAUACACACAUGAAUUUUAAUUUUUUUGUUUGGCACAGGUUACAGCCUUAAAAACCACACAAAAUGGCCUGAGGCUAGCUCAAGAAGUUUGGGAAUUGGAGAAAUUAUGGAGGUUUUUCUUCGUUUUUCUCAACUUUGCAUGAGAAUUCUGUUAAAUUUGGUGUGCACCAAUUUUCUCACUCACAGUAUCUGCUUUUGUCAUUAUUUAGCACAGACAUAAUCCACUUCAUAUCCAUUUGUACUUGGAUGUACAAUGGACACAUUUUUGAAGACACCUUACCAUAAGAUUACUCCCUUUUAACAUUCUACAUUCAGUCCUCAUUUGCUGUUAUAAUGACCUCCACUCUUCUGGGAAGAUGUUCCACUGGAUUUUGGAGUGUGUUUGUGGGGAUUUGUGUUCAGUUCCUUCAGGAACUGAUGUAGGUGUUGUGACAAGGUCUGGGAUUCAGCCAGGGCUCCAAUUCUUUUCAAAGGUGUGCAGUAGGGUUUAAAGUUCUAUAGCAGGAGAUCUUCCACUCCAACCCGUGUAAAGCAUAUCUUCAGGGAGCCGGCUUUGUGCACAGGGGCAUUGUCAUGCUGGAACAGGUUUGGGUCCCCCAGUUCAAGUGAAGGGAAAAAUUCAUGCUACAGGUGUCCCAAUACUUUAGUUCAUAUAGUGUAAUCUGCAGUUCAAUUGCUGUGCCUUUUCAUUUGAAGCAGUGUUGAAGGAAUGUACCUACAUUUUUUUAAUUCAGCUGUCUAAGGCAUUGUGUAAUGAAUAUUUUGUCAGAAUUACUCAUUACAAUGUCUACUUUUGUAAUUUUCUUUACGUUCACGUCGUAACGAUAUACAUCAGGGCACCGACUAAUCACAAGCUCUCACUAAAGUGUGGAUGGAACAAUCUGGCUCAGUUAAACUGGAUUUAAGUCAAUAACUGUACAGUGUACCAGAAUGAUUUGUAUAUGAGAAGCUGAACUAAUGAUGGCCAAUUGUACGAUUCUUUUUGUUGCUGCUGUUGUUUUUUUUUUUUGUGUGUGUGUGUGUUCUAAAGAAAUUGUGAAACCGCAAAACAUUGAACAAACAGGUGGUGUAUUUUUUUAUAUUUAAAACGCUUUAAUUUGUACUAUGUUUUUUUUUUUUUUUCCUCACAAGACAUAGUUUUAUUUAAUUGAUUUAUUUUUUAUUUUAAUUAAAUUGGUCUUAUUGGAAAACCCAUUUCAUACCGGCUGUAAACUAACCCCUGAAUUCUAAGUCCUUGAAAUCGCA
Molecule: messenger RNA, 3249 nt
Organism: Silurus meridionalis
Lineage: Eukaryota; Metazoa; Chordata; Actinopteri; Siluriformes; Siluridae
Gene: pigs
Product: phosphatidylinositol glycan anchor biosynthesis, class S
Exons: 12
Coding region: 64-1749 (561 amino acids)
Biological process (GO): attachment of GPI anchor to protein
Cellular component (GO): GPI-anchor transamidase complex
Source: RefSeq, a predicted model, not a curated record